AUCACAGUCUACGUCAAGGGUCGUCACCUUUCUUACCAGCGUGGUAAGCGUAACACCAACCCUGACGUCUCCCUCAUCAAGAUCGAGGGUUGCGACACCAAGGAGGAGUCUCAGUUCUACCUCGGUAAGAGGAUCGCCUACGUCUACAAGGCCAAGACCGAGAUUAGGGGUACCAAGAUCAGGGUUAUCUGGGGUCGCGUCACCCGUCCUCACGGUAACUCCGGUCUCGUCCGUGCCAAGUUCAGGAACAACCUCCCUCCCCGUACUUUCGGUGCCUCUGUUCGCGUGAUGUUGUACCCUUCUUCCAUCUAA
Molecule: messenger RNA, 312 nt
Organism: Saitoella complicata NRRL Y-17804
Lineage: Eukaryota; Fungi; Ascomycota; Saitoellomycetes; Saitoellales; Saitoellaceae
Product: 60S ribosomal protein L33
Exons: 2
Biological process (GO): cytoplasmic translation; ribosomal large subunit biogenesis
Cellular component (GO): ribosome; cytosolic large ribosomal subunit
Molecular function (GO): structural constituent of ribosome
Source: RefSeq, a predicted model, not a curated record